UGCAGCCAACUUCACAUUGCUAAUAUAAAGAUUCUUUCAACUUGAGAAAAUGUCUAACGGAACUAACGAUAGUUCUAUUCCGAACAGUGAAAAUGUACCCACUGCAAGUAGUACAAAUAAGACUUUUUCCAUCAACAUGAAUGAAGCCGAGGAUAUUCCAAAAUCAGUCAAGCAAAGGAUUGAAGCUAAUAGACAAAGAGCUGUGAUCCUCAAAAGAAGCAAACUGGUAUCACAUCCUUACUCUAAUGGAGAUGUUUGUUCCAAAGAUUCAACAACACUCAAAAUUGGCAACAUAAAGUACAAGGAUACUGGAGGAGGUUUUCUUCUGGAAGAACUUCCUGAUGAUGAUGAUUUUGAAAAACUUAUCGUUAAUCAAGUUGAGGCUCCAAUUUUUGAACCAGAUCGCCCUACAUGUGUAACAUGUAUUAAGCCAUUUGCCACUUCUUGGUUGUUUGAUAAUUUUACUUACAAAUGCUGUGAUUCCUGCAAAGAUCCUGAAACUCAUAAAUUGAUAACGAAAACAGAGGCUAAGGAUGUUUAUUUGUUAAAGGAUUGUGAUUUGGAUAAAAGGGAUCCUGCUCUAAAAUUCAUCAAACAGAAGAAUCCACAUAAUUCACGAUGGGGUGAUAUGAAAUUGUAUUUGAGAAUCCAAGUUGAGCAGAGAGCUCUGGAAGUUUGGGGCAGCACAGAAAAAAUUGAAGAAGAAAGGGAAAUAAGGGAAGAAAAGAGGGUUAUUUCCAAAUCAAAGAAAUAUGAAAAGAAUUUGAAGGAAUUGAGGAAAGGCAUGCGUAGUAGUCUAUAUGACCGUACUUCUGCUGGUCCACAUACUCAUCAGUUUGGGCCUGAGACAUAUGAUGAAGAAGAGGAUACAUACCAUAGAAAAUGCACAACUUGCCCUUAUGAAGAGACAUAUGAAAAGAUGUAAUUGUAAGUUGAGUAUCUAUAACUUUUUUUAAUUAUUUUUCUAACCAAAAUUUUAUCAAAUUAAAAUAACCAUUUUGAGUGAUUUGUUGAAAUUAAUUUAUUACAAAAUUCUGUCAUUUUUGUUUGCAGUCGAUAAAAAGUUGUAGAUCCAACACUAUGAUCAUUCUUCAAGUAUAAUUUUUUAUGUGUUUUUAAAAGAAUAAAUGUUAUUCACAGAUUA
Molecule: messenger RNA, 1144 nt
Organism: Leptinotarsa decemlineata (Colorado potato beetle)
Lineage: Eukaryota; Metazoa; Arthropoda; Insecta; Coleoptera; Chrysomelidae
Gene: Xpac
Product: DNA repair protein complementing XP-A cells homolog Xpac
Source: RefSeq, a predicted model, not a curated record